Talaromyces stipitatus ATCC 10500 is the source of this 1207-nucleotide messenger RNA. RefSeq names its product prenyltransferase, putative. The transcript is spliced from 2 exons. Lineage: Eukaryota; Fungi; Ascomycota; Eurotiomycetes; Eurotiales; Trichocomaceae. Gene Ontology annotation, cellular component: mitochondrial inner membrane. Bases 140 to 1207 code for a protein of 355 amino acids. Gene Ontology annotation, biological process: ubiquinone biosynthetic process. The record is from RefSeq and is a predicted model, not a curated record. Gene Ontology annotation, molecular function: 4-hydroxybenzoate polyprenyltransferase activity.
UUUUUUUCUGUCUUUACAACUAGCCCCCAAAUCUGAUUUAAACUAAUUUGACACUUCGUUGGUGGAUUUCAUAGCCCGUGAGAAACCCACGAGUAUCCUUGCCAGCUUGGAAAGCUAAGCAAGGCCCAAGUUUUCUAAAAUGGCCGCGACCACAGAUUUUCAUGCCUCAUCCUUGAUGGAAACUACAAACACUGGAUCCCAAACUUCCAGGGUGGCCCGUUCCAUGACAGCCAACGGGUCAGGGGUAGACCAAUACGGAGGCAACCACAAGCCCACGGCGUUAUCCAAUCUGCCAGACUCAUGGAUCCCGUACAUCCAGCUUGCCCGUCUCUUCCCUCCGGCUGGCUUGUUUCUCAUAUACUUCCCGCAUGCCUUUGGCAUACUGCAUGCGGCUAUUCGAACCGGAGCACCUUCUGCCACGCUCCUCUACGCCAGCACGAUAAUGUUCGUCGGCAGCUUCUUCUUCUCAAAUGCCGCGCACACUUGGAAUGACCUGAUCGAUGCUGAGCUAGACGCGAAAGUUGAGCGCACCUACAAGCGUCCGAUUCCUCGCGGGGCUAUCUCCCCGCGCGCGGCGUUCUUGUUUACCGUCACUCAAGCCAUGGGAGCAACCUGGUUCCUGUCAUAUCUACCGGGUGGCUUCCAGCAAGGUUUCCUCUACGCAUUGCCCAACAUCCUUGCAACCAUAUAUUACCCUUGGGCUAAACGACACACUCACUUUUCCCAAUUCGUCUUAGGGUUGUGUUUGGCAUGGGUUCCGGCUGGAUUCUGGUCACUGGAUUGGGCUCAGGAAAGACUUAGCUUCCCCUUUUUCUACAUCACGCUAGAACCGAGUGUUAUGGCACUUUUUCUGGCCGGAGUGGUGUGGACGGUUAUCUACGACACAAUCUACGCGCAUCAAGAUCUGCAGGCGGACCUCCGGGUAGGGAUCAAGAGUUUAGCAGUUCUUUUUCAGACUAGAACGAAGUUUGUACUGUGGCCGCUUUUAGCGCUCAUGGCUAGUCUACUUGUCAGCUGUGGUCAGCGCAGUCACUUCGGAGCAGUGUUUUACCUCGUUGGGGUAGGUGGCGCUAUUGGAGCCCUUGGUGCGAUGAUUGCCCUGGUCGAACUACGGGAUAGUCAGAGUUGCUGGUGGUGGUUCAGCAAAGCAUUCUGGUUGGCUGGUGGCGCAAUUUUUGCUGGAUUGUUGGGCGAGUAUUUAAUGUAG